Molecule: messenger RNA, 5983 nt
Organism: Nasonia vitripennis (jewel wasp)
Lineage: Eukaryota; Metazoa; Arthropoda; Insecta; Hymenoptera; Pteromalidae
Exons: 4
Coding region: 391-2733 (780 amino acids)
Source: RefSeq, a predicted model, not a curated record
AGUAUAAGCGAGAACGACGGUCCGAGUGUGACAACAUCCAUUGUGCAGUCUACUCGGCGAGUUUAUAAUUCAUCGACGGGAACACUAUAUUAUUGUUGCAAAACUCCGACGAGAGGCUUCUGCUCUGCGUUGUGCAGAGGAGGGAGAAGGAAAAAAAGAGAGAUGACGGGGCAUCGAGGAACUGCUGCUACUCUGCAGACUCGGGCAUUUGUAUAAUGUGGAAGAGGGAUUUCCUGCGAUAGCUGCCGCGACGAUAUAUAUACGCGCUGUCGUGAAUUACUCGCGGAAAAUACACAUCUAAUAGGGUUAUGAGGCUUAAGCGCCAGCGACCCACUGUUAUUCUAUAUUAUUUCUCCGCUUUUAUUUUUCCUUUCGGAAUCAAAAUUUAUUAUGGCAGAUAAGUGCAAGGAAUGCGGCUGCAUAUGCAAGCAGUGUAACAAAAAUGAGCAGAGGCACAAUGAUAUGCACCUGCAUGUGGAAAUAGAAAAUCUACGUCAAUGUCUGGUUGAAAGGGACAAUCACAUUGUAACAAUGGAGACGCAAUUUUUGAACGAAGCUGAAAAGUUCCCUAAUGGAGAGAUGGCCUCGCUCAAGGAGGAAGUGCUUAUAUGGCAGGAUAAAUACACAAGGCUAUAUGAGGCACACAAGCGAGUGCAAAAAGUCAAUCAGAAUCUUGAAGACAAGCUGUUGAGGAUUGUUGACAAAUGUGAGACUGAGAAAGGUGCCUUUACCAAGGACAUAGCUACUCUGUCCCACAGAUUGGCUGAUGCUAAUUAUACAAUUCACAGAUUAACUCAAGAUAACGAAAAAUACAGGAAUGAUGUGAAUUUGGCCAUUCAAUUGCUGCAAUGCAAGCCAUCGAAUUUUGUUGGGCAAAAAUAUGAAUCACUACCUUCCGAGGUCCAGGCAAAGGUGAGAACGUAUGUUGCACAAAAAACCCGUAUUAGUGAGAUGCCGAGUAGCGAAGUAAGAAGUAUAACAGUUCCAAUAUCUACCUUUCCUCCAACUGCUAUGGUUUACAAUGUAGCAAAGCCAGUAAUUGAUAAGCAAGAUGAUCACAGCGACGAUGAGUCCAAACCUCCUGUAGACAUGGUUUCAGCAGCAAUCAUGGCUAAAGUUCUAGAAGAUAGAGAGAAGGAGAGAAUUUUCGCCAGGCAUUGUAACACUUGUACAUGUCACAGAAGCGUUUUGAAGGUCGACACCGAAAGUCAAACUACUUUCGAGCAGGAUAACGAUAGGCUUCUUAGUACGAAAGAUUAUUUCAGCGAUUUCAACGAUCGCAACGAUUUUAGAAAUGUGAGAAACGGUAACAAGGAAUUUCGACAGUUGGACGUUGGCGAAACAGGCUCUAAUCGUAAUAAAUUGAACACUCAGUUGAACGAUCUAAACGCAAAGCGUGCUACUUUCCACUGCAUCAACGAAGCGACGGAAGUUAAAUACAACGCAAAUGGCGAGACUUCGAAGAAAUACAAUCGCUAUAUUUCUAAUGCCAAAAAUAACUUGAAUUUGAAAAAUUCUAGUAGAUACAAGUGCGAAACGAACGAAGCCAAUUUAAGCGAUAAGUCAAGAUUAACGAACGAAGAUAGAAUCGAAGCCCAACCUAGCUUAAACAAUAUGAAUAAAUUAACAAAGGAGACGAAGAGCAUCGACCAAGAGCAGGCCAAAAUAGAUAUGAUAAACGAGCGACUGUGGAAGAACGGUUUGAUAAACUCCAAAGCUAUGUUGAACGCGAAGGAAAGCGAUAUACAGCUCGAGGUGAUAAACGAGCGAGUCUGGAGAAACAGUAAGACUAGCAGUAUCGGAAGCAGCAGUAGGAGCAGAAGCAGCAAAAGCAAAAACAUCUCCGAGAAGCCGGCUCGAUUGACGGUGAUCGAGGUGAAAAGCUCGGAUGACGUGAGAAAUGAAAUCGAGACGACGAAGACGGAGCCGACGACUAGUCCGAGCUUCAGCGGCGACAGCGUUCUCAUAUCCUCUUCGGAUCCGUCCAGUCUCUCGAGUGACCUCGUCACCAACCAAACGACCUCCAAGACGACGACGACAGCUGCCGUCAGGCAGGAACCGAAGCUCUCUGGUCCGAGGAACUGCCUCAUGAGAGUGACGCCCGGCUCGAAGAACAUCCUCCUCGACAACGCCGGUGCCUAUCAAACGGUUUUGUACACUAGCGGAUGUAGCAGACCCAACACAGCCCUGGUUCACCUCGCCAAGUCUUCCCGGUCCGGCAGAUCCGCCUCGAUCAGCAGCGAGGAGAGCUCCACCGUCGCACCUUGCAACACCCUUCACGAUAAUAACCACCUACAGAGGGUCGCCCAGUGGGUCGACACUCUGUCUACGGACUGCCAUCCUCAGGCUGUUGGGGCUCAGACAACCGACUGCGAGGACGUUUCGUCGCAGGAGCCGCUCUUGGGUGACGAUUCGAAGGCAGCUAAGAGGCCACCCCCGCAACCCGACUCCCAGACUACGGCUCUGCUCCAGGCUCAGGAAAGUCAGCCUCAACCGUUGUCCGAUCUCAUGACUUUCGAAGGCUCCAGCGACGACGAGCACAAGCUCACCCUGGACUACGAGAGCUAUCAAGCCAACAUAACGAAGGAAAUGGAGGAGACUUAUCUGAAACUGGCGGCCAGCCUCGACUCAACGAAACUGCAGCAGUCCGAUAACUUGGCCGACAUCGGUAUGAUGACUAUAGAGCAGUACAGGCAGGAACAGAAGCGAAAGAGCUUUCACGCUAAAACGUAGUGAUGACAUUUAUUUUUAGAGAUGUUGGCUUCCAAUGUGUAAUGUCGAGUCGAUUUUAUCAUUUUGUGCUUUGCAAUGAUUUUCAAAUUUGAUAUAUUUACGAAUCGGGCUAAGAAUCAAGCGGGCUUGUUUUUUUUUUUUUUUUGGUAGACCCAGAACUGGUUCACUUCUUUAGAACUGAGAGAGAGGUGCAUGUCUGAUUGCGAUUGAAAAAGUAUUCUAGAACAAUGGCUUCUAAGACCUGUUUGAGAUUUUUCUGGGAUACAAGGUGUUAUCUCUUUGAUAAACGUUUGAAAAAAUUUUUCGAUCGGCCUAAACAUCGAUAAGGUAAAUUAUUUUUUUUUGUGCAAUAAAAGUAGAUUUCUCUUACAAAAUUUACUUUAAACUUUUCUUAAUUGUUUACAUCACAAAGGCCGUUUGCUCUGGCAAAAUCUUAUAAAAUAAGAAUAAAGUGUAAUAUUUAACACACCUUCCUAAUGCAUUAAAGGUAAAGAUUCGUUCUUUGUAUAUAGCAAAGUUCUUUUUAGGUGCUCAAGUGAGCGUCUUUUAGUUGCAAUCCAAAAAAGUUGUAUUUAUUUUUUUGUAAAACAUAUCUAGAAAUGAUGAAACACAAUACCUCGUCUUUGGAAUAGAUGUAUCUAUUCUUUCUUAAAACGACAAAAUAUAUGACUACUAACGUGAUAUUGUAAGUUUCUUGAAGAAAAGGAUUUGUUUAUUCAAGACUUUUGAACGAAAAAACAAGCAAUUGAAUUUUUAAAUGCUGGUGGAAAUAAAAAUAGAGCUUUUGUAUGAUGUGAUUUUGUUUCAUAUACAAAGUUGUAAAUAUAUAUAUAUAUAUCGAUGCAAUCCAAAAACCAUGAUUUUAAUGUCGACCUUCUUUAUAAUUUACAUAUUUCCACCAGAAACUGUAUAUUAAUCGAUUUCUAUUCAAUACUACUCAAACUGUAUUCGUGCUUUGGUAUUAUAAAAUAAAAAGUGAAAUAAUAAAUUUACAAAGGUUUGCUUAAAGUUGUAAUGCUUUUCAGUAAAGAGAACUUACGAAUCCGUUGCUUCAAAUCUAUCGCUUAAAUUUACGUGACUCCAACAAGAUAAUUAUAAAAUAUAUGGCGAACAAAAAUAUGUACCUAUCUAUUAUUAUCGAUGUAAACAAAUUAUCGUUUGCGUCAAUGCAACUUACCCGAAUUCCUAGUCGCAACUUACACUUGUGUGUAAGAGAAAUGUAAAUCUUCAAACGAAACAUCGCAUCACGACUUAGUGAAUCUGGUUUUACUUUUUACGCAUCUCUUGCGUUCUAUUAUAUACAAAAACUAUAGAGGUACUUUGCUUGUCGAAAGAGUCUUAAUUUUAUACACAAAAUUAGAAAGAUAUAAAUAGUUUCUAUAUUCAAAGUAACAAAAAGAAAGAACAUUUGCUACAGUUCAAUAGUAAGAAGUUUUUAGAUAAAAUACAUGUUUCACAAUGAUUACAAAGGCUAUGAUAAAGAGUCGAUAGCGUAGAUAUGUCACUGGCGACAAGUUCGUCUAAUUUUAUACGGCGAUCAUUGAAUGGAGUAUUAUUAUUCUAAUAACCUGACCGUGUAGAGCGAUUCUGAAAUUUCGCAGCAUAAUGUAUACAUUAUGUAUGUGUAUAUAUACGUCACGUCUAAUUAAAUUGUUUUCGGAGCCUAAUUCUGCCGGAUUCGACGCGAGAAUAGUACUUUAGGAAUAAUUUUUUUAGAUAGUACCGUUUGUUUCUACAAAUGAAAACCGUAUAUCGUAUACGAGAAUUUGUGUACAUAAUGCAUAUAUAUAUACCUACAAAGUUUUACAUAGAGAAUUUAACCCGAUAGUUUUAUUUAGGAAAGAUGUCAACUAUUUUGCUAUAUUUUUGUAUGUUAGAUAGAUCGUCGAAGUUUUAUAUGCACAAUUGUAAUUAUUAUUAUUCUCUCGUCGGAUUCUCCGAAUAUUAGGCACCGAUAAUAUACGUUUGCCAAAAGAAAGAAAAAUACUAAGAGAAAAAACAUUGCUGUUCAUAAUAGUUAGGUCAUUUUGAUAACGAAAAAUAAUAGUGGUAGCAUGAUUUUUCGUUAAAUAAUGUAGUAGCAAUAAUUUUAAGUGAAUGUACAUAUAUACACCAUGGAUAUUCAAUAAGUGUUAUUACAUCUCGCUUAUACGUUUAUAUACUGUUCUACAAAGUUCGGGCAUGACUAAAUGUGAAGUAUUUGGCAGACGAAUUUUCCUUUUCGCAAAAUUGAAGUCUCUAACGAUGACUAAGACCUAUAAGCAAUUUAUUAUAUUUCGUGAUAUAACUGCGUUUAUCGCCUAGAAAAGAGAAAGCGUUGAAAAAUUGUAAAAAUUUGCGAAACAUAAUAGCUGUAAAUCAUAACGAGAUAUAUCACGUCGCUCCGCUAUCUCUAUUAAUCGACUCUAACAAUUUUGAUCUCAACUUUAGUAUGAGUUUUUAAAGAAAUUGCACUUUUCUUGCAACAAUCAAAAAUAUUUUAUCAAUGUUAUUUCAAUUUUUUGCCACUGAAUACUUAUUCAUGAUACGGAGUUUGUGCAAAAUACACUCGCAGCAUAAAGUAUUGUAUCGUAAUUGUUGGUAAACUAUACGUUUAUUGAUUUUAAUGAAUAAGGAAGAUAAGCAUGAGUUGAAAUUCAUAUAAUCAAAACUUUUAAUGAUUUAAAGUAUAAUAAAUUAUUAUAAUUAUACGGAAUACAUAAAAGCUUGGAUUCCUGCUACGCAGAUUCAACAAGAUUCUCCCUCGCAACGUUUAGCAUAAUAAGUACAAGUUUCGUUGAACGAUACUCGUUGAAGAUACGUUUACUCGAAUCUUCGACUAUAAGUAUAUGUCUUCGGUAUAUAAACAAAAGCAAAGCAUUUAUGGAAAAGAUGCAACAAAGAUGUAAAUUCAGUAGAAGCUUAAUGUGCUAUAAGAAAGAAAUGUAUGACAAUAUUUUCUGGCAUUUUUGAAAAAUGCAGGUGGUAUUAUUAUACACGUGCUUACAUUAGAGUAGUCGAGAACGACUAUGAUUUUGUUACUUUCGAUUAGGUAAUAAAAAUCAAGUGUAUAACGCAAGCGAAACGAGUAAGGUUAUUCUAUGUAGUGUUACGUAGUGCGCCAAUUUCAUAAGGUUUAUACAUUAUUAUUUUUUGCGUUCGGCUAGAACAUUGCGUAUAUACUCUUAUACUUAUACUUUUGGAAUGUGAUGUUGUUGAUUUACAAAAAAUUGCGAGAUUGUUUUGAAUAAAACUGAACUGCAAAUUGUAA